This is a messenger RNA of Postia placenta MAD-698-R-SB12, 1374 nucleotides long. RefSeq lists its product as hypothetical. Bases 1 to 1374 code for a protein of 457 amino acids. The record is from RefSeq and is a predicted model, not a curated record. The transcript is spliced from 6 exons. NCBI's taxonomy places the organism in Eukaryota, Fungi, Basidiomycota, Agaricomycetes, Polyporales, Adustoporiaceae.
AUGUCUUCGCUGUUCCAGAACUCGUUCUACAUUGGCAACAUCAUCAAUGGUGUCCUAUACGGGGUCGAGCUGGUCCUUUAUCUCACAACGAUGUAUUGGUUGUUGGAGAAGAAGAGAAAACACACGCGUAGGGACUCCGACAAGUUCUUCAUGUUCUUCAGCACCGUACUAUUCACCAUGUCGACAAUCAACCUUAUCGUCGAGUCGAUAUUCGGGGAGGAGAUGUGGAUCGUCAAUGCAGACUACCCUGGAGGCAUGAACGCGUGGUUUGCCGCUAAUGCGUCUGUGUGGUAUGAGACAAUGGGGUCUGCAGCGGGUGUCGUGCUCAACCUCUUUGCCGACGGUCUCAUGAUUUACCGAUGCUUCGUGAUCUACAAUAGCUUCGCUAUCGUUAUAUUCCCUUGUUUCCUGUACAUUAGUACUUUCGCUCUCGGCAUCGCGACGCUCUACAUGUCCGGCAAGCCCAGCGGCGACUUCUUCGCGGGCCAGGCGGCGGACGUUGCGCUCGCGUACAACUGCGGGACCAUAGGCAUCAAUGUCAUCGUCACCUGCUUGAUUUGCGGCCGGAUCUUCUACUUUGCGCGCCGCGCCCGCAGGGAGCUCGACUACGCCGCGGCAGAACCAUACAUGAACGCGCUCGCGAUCGUCAUCGAGUCUGCACUGCCGUUUAGUGUCUUCGGGAUCAUGUUCCUCGUCACGUACGGGAUGAACAACGGCUUGGAGAUGACCUUCAUGUCGUUCUACGUGCUUUUCACUGCGAUCUCUCCGCAACUGAUCGUGAUGCGCGUCAUAGCUGGACGUGCGUGGACAAGGCAGACAGGUGCGGCGAUGACCACGAUGGAGUUCGUGUCAUCACCAGGGGAGACCAUGGAGACUUCUGGUCAGAGCAAUAGUGUGGACAACGAUGCUAUAGACGUGAGCCUGCGAGCAAUGGAGAAAGGAGGCGACCUGUCAUCUGUUGAUAUUGUCAAUCGUGUAAGCUUCGAUAGCCUGCGCCCGGCCUUCCGGUCACAGAACAGGUUGGGCAUACCGUGCCCUCUGACCCUUCCAUUCCAACCAAUUCUUUCGCAUCGCCUUGUACAUGGCCUGCCAAUCCACACAUUGGUAGUCAGCAAUGAAUCUCUCCGACGAAAUGUUGCGAGUGAGGACAUCCGGUGGCUCGAGAGUGAUGUCGGCUCCGCAGAGCACCGAGUGACGCAGGACGUUGAGGCAGUGCGUCGAAUGGCCGGCCUCGUCCUCCGGAAUGGCUUCCUCCCUCUGCAGGAUGCCAAACAUCCGCUGCAUGCAGUGCAGCUCGUGGGUGAAGGCGAGCGAGAAGAAACGAUUGUUUGGGCCGAGGCGGACCUCUUGGUCCCCGACGGGACCAGCCCAUAG